Molecule: messenger RNA, 747 nt
Organism: Sclerotinia sclerotiorum 1980 UF-70
Lineage: Eukaryota; Fungi; Ascomycota; Leotiomycetes; Helotiales; Sclerotiniaceae
Exons: 3
Coding region: 1-747 (248 amino acids)
Molecular function (GO): oxidoreductase activity, acting on the CH-OH group of donors, NAD or NADP as acceptor
Source: RefSeq, a predicted model, not a curated record
AUGAGUCUUAAAAGCGUACACCUUCUCGCCGGCAAAACCGCCGCAAUAACCGGCGGAACAACAGGAAUCGGCCGCGCAAUUACCCUUUUGUAUCUUCGUCAAGGUUGUAAUGUAGCAGUUAAUCAUCUAGGUCUUGAUUCCGAUAUUCCACAUCUGGAAUCCCUUCAUAAAGAGGCGAAAUCUCUCUUAGAGGAGGAUUCGCUUGCGGGUUCUUUGUUGGAUGUACCAGGAGAUGUUAGUAAACCGGAGACGGGGAAGGAGUUGGUGGAAAAGGCGGUGCGGAAAUGGGGACGAUUGGAUAUUUUUGUUAUCCGCACCAACCUCGACGGCGCCUUCUACACCUCCCAAGCCGCCGCCCGUCAAAUGUCCACCCAAUCACCCCCCGGCGGCGCCAUAGUCGCCAUCUCCUCCAUAUCCGCCCUCGUAGGCGGCGCCCAACAAACCCACUAUACACCCACCAAAGCGGGAGUCUUAUCCCUCAUGCAAAGCAUGGCGUGCGCGUUGGGGAAAUAUGGAAUUCGUUGUAAUGCAUUGUUGCCAGGGACGAUUAGGACGCAGUUAAAUGAGGAAGAUUUGAAGGAUGAGCAGAAGAGAAAAUAUAUGGAAGGACGGAUUCCCUUGGGACGGACCGGUGUUCCGGGGGAUUUGGCGGGGCCGGCGGUUUUUUUGGCGUGUGAGGAGUUGAGUGGUUAUGUUAAUGGGAGUGGGCUUUUGGUGGAUGGGGGGUUGUUUGUUAAUUUACAGUGA